UGCUGAUUUUGAGGUUGGACUCGUUUCCAGCAAGCAGACAUGUCAUUCCGAUUUCAUGCUGUGUCCUUUUUAGUUAGCAAGUUAUUAACCAAUGUGUACCCUCUGUAAAAAUGAUUUGAAUUGUACGUGAGCGCGAAUUUAUAACACAUUUUCAUUUACCCGUUGUUGGUAAUAGCAUUAUGUUACGAGUUGGAAGCGCAGUGGCCUGCAUGGCCUGCAGAAACCUGGUCUCCCCCAACAUGGGGGUGAGGUUCAGGAUGCCCUUACAGAAGCUGCACCCUCUGUCUCGUGCCAUCUACCACCGGUACAACGCCAGUGUCACCCCCCCGCACCGCUUGGCAGCCCGCCACUUCACCUCCAUGUCCCGGCUGCCCAUGCAGCCCCCCAAGCCUCCCCCGGGUGGUCACGGUGGCUGGCGCUACCAGCAACACCGCAACUUUUGGAUGUUCCGCCUGGCCUCCAGGCUGCUGAAGCUCCGGUACAUUUUGCUGGGCUCAGCAGUGGGAGGCGGGUAUACCGCUAAGAAGACCUAUGAGGAGUGGAAGGAUAUGCUGCCUGAUAUGGAUGAAUACAAUUGGGUAAUACCUGAUUUCUUCUGGGAGAUGAGUAAACAAAUUGACCUAGAUAAACUAACCAAAAUGCUGCCUGAGUUAGUGGAGAUUGCCAAGUUUCUACCAGAGUUACCCGAUUUAGAUAAGAUAGGAGAGAACUUCACCUUUCUCAAGAGCAUCCUCUUCACCGGUGUUGGUAGUAAAGGAGCUUCUGGUCAGCGUUUUUUGUUAGCCGAAGCCCCUGGGGAUUCUCCAGUGAAAUCUGCCACAGAUGCCACAGUCACGGCCACACCAGAGGCCAGCGGCAAGCAGUUUAGGAAGUCUUCAGACAAGGAGAAGGUGGACCAGCUUCAAGAGGAACUGCUCCGAACUCAGGUGAAGUACCAGCGCAUGCUGGAGAGACUGGAGAGGGAGAACAAGGACCUGAGGAAAGUGGUGCUGCAGAAAGAUGAGAAGGGCAUCCACCAGAGGAAAGUCAAGGUGAGUAAGUCUCUAAUUGACAUGUACUCUGAGGUCCUGGACAUCCUCUCAGACUUCGACUCUAACUACAACACCCAGGACCAUCUACCCAGGGUGGUGGUGGUGGGAGACCAGAGUGCAGGGAAGACCAGUGUGUUGGAGAUGAUCGCCCAGGCUAGGAUCUUCCCCCGGGGCUCUGGAGAAAUGAUGACCCGCUCUCCUGUCAAGGUGACGCUGAGCGAGGGACCUCACCACGUGGCCAUGUUCAAGGACAGCAGUCGAGAGUUUGACCUGGGAAAAGAGGAGGACCUGGCUGCCCUGAGACAUGAGAUUGAGCUGAGGAUGAGGAAGAGUGUCAAGGAGGGACAGACAGUCAGCCCUGAGACGAUCUCUCUGAGUGUCAAAGGACCAGGCAUCCAGAGGAUGGUGCUAGUAGACCUACCAGGAGUUAUCAGUACUGUGACUGCAGGCAUGGCAGCAGACACCAAGGAGACCAUCUUCAGCAUCAGUAAGAACUACAUGCAGAACCCCAACGCCAUCAUCCUCUGUAUCCAGGAUGGGUCAGUGGAUGCAGAGCGCAGCAUUGUCACAGACCUGGUCAGUCAGAUGGACCCGCAGGGGAAGAGGACCAUCUUUGUCCUGACCAAAGUCGACCUAGCAGAGAAGAACCUGGCCAGCCCUAACCGGAUUCAACAGAUUGUGGAAGGAAAGUUGUUCCCUAUGAAAGCCUUGGGUUACUUUGCUGUGGUGACCGGGAAAGGCAGUGCCGGGGAAAGCAUUGACUCCAUCAAAGACUACGAAGAGGACUUCUUCCAGAACUCCAGACUACUCAGAGACGGCAUGCUGAAGGCCCACCAGGUGACUACUAAGAACCUGAGUCUGGCCGUUUCCGACUGCUUCUGGAAGAUGGUCAGGGAGUCAGUGGAGCAGCAGGCCGACGCCUUCAAAGCGUCCCGCUUCAACCUGGAGACCGAGUGGAAGAACAACUACCCCCGUCUGAGAGAGCUGGACAGGAAUGAACUCUUCGAAAAAGCCAAGAACGAAAUCUUGGACGAAGUCAUUAGCUUGAGUCAAGUGACACCGAAACACUGGGAGGCCAUCCUAGAGAAGAAGCUGUGGGAGCGCGUGUCCAUCCACGUCAUCGAGAACAUCUACCUGCCUGCAGCCCAGACCAUGAACUCUGGUACCUUCAACACCACCGUGGACAUCAAGCUCAAACAGUGGACGGACAAGCAGCUGCCUCACAAAGCAUUAGAGGUUGCCUGGGAGACGCUGCAGGAGGAGUUUGCCCGCUUCAUGGCGGAGUACAAAGGGAAGGACCAGGAUGACAUUUUUGACAAGCUGAAGGAGGCGGUGAAAGACGAGAGUAUCAAGAGGCACAAGUGGAAUGAGACAGCCAUGGACAGCCUGAGGGUGAUCCAGCACAAUACUCUGGAGGACCGCUCCAUCACAGACAAGCCCCAGUGGGACGCAGCCAUCCAGUUCAUGGAGGAGACCCUGCAGGCACGCCUCAAAGACACUGACUCUGUGAUAAAUGACAUGGCAGGUCCUUACUGGAAACAACGCUGGAUGAGCUGGACGAGCCGCUCGCCCGAACAGCACAUCUGCAACGAAACCAAAAAGGAGCUGGAGCGCCUGCUAAAACUCCAUGAGGACCACACAGCCUACCUGGCCAACGACGAGGUCACCACCGUCCGCAAGAACCUGGAGGGUCGAGGGGUGGAGGUGGACCCUGUCCUGAUCAAGGACACGUGGCACCAGCUGUACCGACGUCACUUCCUGCAGAAGGCGCUGCAUCACUGUAACCUGUGUAGACGAGGCUUCUACUACUACCAGAGACAAUUUGUUGACUCGGAGCUGGAGUGCAAUGAUGUAGUCCUGUUCUGGAGGAUUCAGAGGAUGCUGCUCAUCACAGCCAACACACUCAGACAGCAGCUCAUCAACACAGAGGUCCGGCGCCUGGAAAAGAACGUGAAGGAGGUGCUGGAGGACUUUGGUGAGGACAACGAGAGGAAGGUCCACCUCAUCACCGGACGCAGAGUACAGCUGGCAGAAGACCUUAAGAAGGUCCGUGAGAUUCAGGAGAAACUUGAAGCCUUCAUAGAAGCUCUUCACGAGGAGAAGUAGAGCACCAGAAACCAAUGGAUCACAGAAGCAUUGUACUGAUCAAAGAAGACUAAUUCCUCCCUCUGUAAAUGACUGACCCCCCCCCAGUGACGCCCAACUGUUGCUCCUAGUUUUUUUUCUGCAAGUGGAGUUUAUCGGAUGGAGCCCUUAACACUGAGGAGGAUCAGGUUAUCAAUGUUGCUGAGCAGAUAGCACUUCCUCUGCUCAGAGUGGGCACCAUGCUUUAUAGGCCCAUGAUGAGUACACCAGACAUGUCCUCUUCACACAGGAAUCCAACAACUGUCUCCGGGCUUUUUUGCUCUGCAUUUUUGGCAGAGAAGACGAAGAGAGAAGGGGGGAGGACAAGAUUGAAGUUACACACCUCGUGACUGACUGACGGAUCGACCUCAUGUCGUCUUCCUCUCUCUCAUUGCUCCCUUGUUUCUAAUAAAUGAGGCGGUUGUGAAGGUUUUCUCUCUCACUGCCAACUUCCUUUGUUUGGGAAUGUCUUUAAUCGGCUUGAGCACCUGUCAGAAGUUGUGUCCCAAAUUGCACUGGUCAAAAGUAGUGCACUGUGGAGGGAGUAGGAUGCCAUUUGGGACGUAACCAGAAUGUCUGCAGGUGACCAGGUGAGUCAGGUGGUGUGUGAUGAAGGGUGACGGGAACCACCCUCCUCUCUGUAGAUUGACUAGCUGUAAAUUAACGCAAGGGGUUGAAUUAACGCCUGUUGGGUUGAAGCCAUUCUCCUGCCUAUUGUUAACACUUGUUCCACUUAGGACUUAAUGUGAAUUCAUUUCAGUUAUCCCAGCGGCUAGCUUUAAGCCAGCUCUACACGUGCGUCACUAACCGUACAGGUACAGACCUCAGUUAUUAACCCUCACUUGCACAACAGUCAACCUCCAUCCUCCUAAAACUAGAAUAUAUGAACAGUGGAUAGAAUAUUCCACACUAGUUGUAACAAAGAUAAUAUAAUAUAGAUUGGAUUUCUUAUUUCAGGCAAGCAGAGUUAAUUUGAGAGUUAUGUUUGCUAUUGAUAGGCAGCGCGCAAUGCCCCACUAUGUACCACUCUCUGCCCUACUGUGUGUGCACCUCAUCAUCACAAGGGUUUAUAUUAUGGCAUUUAAUUUCACUGUUGGACGAAACGGCCUCUACUAUCUUUGUUCUGGGUGAAGAUCCAGUGUUGGACUAGAAUCUAGUUCAACCUGCAGUGGAUGGAACCACAUUGUCCAAUCACGUUGGGGGAAAGAUGCUAGUUGUAUUCAAACGUGGUGACAGAGCUGCACAGGCAUCUUUGGGUUCUUGGUACAUUCAUUCCUUUCACUUUUUCUGCUUCUUCAUGCUCCUCUGCCUCUGGGCAGGUCACACUGUCUGACUUGCUGGUCUCUACUGGUCUCUCCUGAGGGACCUUUUUCUCUCUCUGCUCUACUCCAUCCAUCCAUGUUUUCUUUAUUUUUGAUCCUCUCUCUUGCUCCUCUCUCAAGCCCUCUAUCUUCAUUACUUUCCGUCUCCUAUUUCACCCCCCCACUCUUUGUUCCCGGCUCUAAAGAGUGGAAUGAAAUGGUGACUGGACUUAACCCCGGUCCUUCAUAUGUGUAUAUGGGUUAAUACCGUACAUGGUGUACAUGUAAAGUUAAUACCAAUCAUGAAUCCGUUAUUGCUUCUGGGAUGAAUGUCAGAGUGUGAUGCUCUUGUAACAAGAUAUCCAUCGGUUGGUUCAACACCUACAGUUCUCUUUGAUGUUAUAGAAUGUAAUGUUUGCAUGGUAUACCCCAUCAGAUGUGCUUUAUUUAUUACAAAUUUGAUUGUUUAAGAAAGUGAAAGUAAAAUUGAUGUUAAUAAAAAUGUAAUUUUCCAAGAA
Molecule: messenger RNA, 4974 nt
Organism: Oncorhynchus tshawytscha (Chinook salmon)
Lineage: Eukaryota; Metazoa; Chordata; Actinopteri; Salmoniformes; Salmonidae
Product: dynamin-like 120 kDa protein, mitochondrial
Exons: 29
Coding region: 180-3137 (985 amino acids)
Biological process (GO): mitochondrial fusion
Cellular component (GO): microtubule; cytoplasm; mitochondrial membrane
Molecular function (GO): microtubule binding; GTP binding; GTPase activity
Source: RefSeq, a predicted model, not a curated record